UGAAUGACUCGGUCAGCUGUUCGAGAGUGAUGUGCUCUCAUCGAGCUCACAUUCUUGCGCUCCUUCAUGCCGAGCAUCUCGAUUGGGGUUCGUGGAUCCGAAGAAGCGGGGACGAGCUCAGCAGAGCUCCACGAGCGCUUCUGACCCGCGCACGUCACGGCUCGCAACGCUCAAAGGUGCCUGGCUGGCUGGAACGCGCCAAUGUCAAAUCGCGCGACGAGUCGACAAUCGAGUUCGCAAGCGGUCCCUACCCCGCAAUGUCUCCCUUCUCUGCCUCCCACAGUCUUGCGAAGACUGGCUGUGUUCCCACUCUGCGCUUCUCAGACGUCCUGGCUCAUGGUCGCAACCACGCUCGACAUCUGACCAAGCACUAGUGGCAAUUGAUCGCGCACGGUCCUCGACUGUAUGCUCGCCGUCGUAGCUUGAUAGCUAUCGCACACGCAGACAUCUCCUCGAGCAGAGGAAAGUAUGGUCAAUGUGCAGAAGCUCAGUGCAGUUUUGGGCCACUCCCGCGAAUCAUGGGAACAAGAUUUGCCGCAUGCCGCGCAGAUGCUGCGAUCAAAAUCCGCUGGCUCGGAUCAGACUCACAACCUCAUCAAAGUCGAUUCGGCUGCAUCGUCGCCCUCGUUCCAAUCCGCAGUCAGUAUCACCAAGGUCUUUGCUAAUGGACAACGAAUGAAGCAUAUGAAGCCUGACGUUCAUCUCAUCGCUUGGGCGAGCUCUGUCGAGAGAUUAGAUGAUACGCCGCCUUCGCUCGGAUCUCCCGCCUGUCCCUCUUCGCCUGGCUCGUCCUUCGUCAGCGACGACGACUCUGAUACGCCUCGUCCACUGACACCGCACACAUGCGAAUUCCCGAUAGGGCUCGGCAUCGAGUUGGAGGCAUCUGACGUGCUACAAUCAAAAUGGUCGAGACCUCAUCCACGCGUCAUCCCUAAUCGCGUAGACUCGCUGCCGAAUGGCGACAUGCAAACAAGGUCUCCCUUGCCGGACUCAGUGACAGCCUGUCAAAACAGGGAGCACAAGCUCCACAAAAUACUGAGCGAGGACACUUUCUGCGAGUUUAUCAAAGACGCGGUCGCUCUGCACUCUUUUCGGACGUAUCUGCAAGAUCAGCACGAGAGCAAGCACGAAAGGGCGCUUGAUGCGCUCCAUGAUUGCCAGCUACUGCAUGCCCUGCAACAUACUGUGCAACAGAGCGCACGAGCAAUCGACGAUCUCUACCUCCGCAGCCACGGAGGAUCUUGUGACGACAUCGGUCUGGGAAGCGAUGCUUUCGUCAAGGCACAUGAUGACCUACGUAGUCUCCUGGUCGCCAGCGAUCAACUGCAAGGCCAGCUGACGGACUUGCUUUACAAGCCAUUUCAAGCAUACGUCAAGCGACAGCUCCUUCGGAAAUGCUCAGUAGGACUUGCUCAGCCCUCACUCGAUCGGUGUCAGAUGUCAGGUCUCGCCACAUCUUGGACUUUGGCUACCAUGGCGAACGAGCCCAGUAUUCUCGCUUGCUCGCGCGAAUUCGAAGACCUUUCUUGCUACUCUCUAGAAGGGGUCUUGGGCCGCGACUGUCUUUUCCUUGAGACUCUAGCUACUUCGAAUGACGCUAUCGAAGGCAUCAAGCGUCAAUUCGCGAAACAGGAAGCAGCGAUCGAGCUGCUCGGCAACUACAGAAAGGACGGACAGGCCUUCAUCAACAUGCUUAUUAUCUUGCCUUUGUCAUAUGUCAGCGGCAAGGUUGAUCUGUACCUCGCCGGUCACAUCGACGUAACCCAAAUAUUGCUACAAUCUGACGACCUCAAAUCGCUUGCUGAAGUGUCGCGGCCGUACGACAGCGUCAGCAGAGCUGCUCUUCACUCGCAAGCCAGUGCGGUCUCGCCCAGUAUGCUCAAGCACCUGUCGGGUCAAAAAUCGGGAGCUUUCUCGGACGAAGGCAUAGAUUGCCGAAGCGCUAUGUCCUCGCCAGCAUUUGCUUAUUUUCCUACGACUAUACCGACCCGAAGUCGUCACAGAUCAGAGCGGAGUGACGUUCCCGAGAGCAUCGAGAUGGACGAAUCGAUUACUUUGCGGCCCCGUCGAAAGCCCUCGCAGACGUUCAAUACGAUCUUUCGGAACUUAUGCGAAACGAUCCAUCUGCCCGGUACACCUGCUAGGAGCAGAGCUUCCUCACUAAAGGCGACGGAUCAUAUGCCAUUGUCAUGUUAUGAUAAUCUUAUGCUCUUCGAUUCGAAUCGCAAGAUCUGCUACACCUCUGACAGCUUGCUACGUCUACUCGAUAUGUCCACGAAGAGCAAGAGUCAGUUGCUUGGCGUCGAUCUGCUCAAGCUUCUGCAGAGCGACGCCGAUGGGCGACAGCUCGUCCUGACGGGUCUAAGCACCGACAAGGCAAGGGCAGACGAAACCAGCAAGCUGCGCAAUCGCAUUGAAUAUGCCAUCGCUCACUGCACCACUUUCGCGGUACGUGCCGGCCUACGUUGGUCGCCACUCGCAAGUCUGCGGACGAAACAGCCACUCAAGAGCUGCAUGUUGCACGGCACGCCACUCUUCGCGCACAGCAGGGUAGCAACCUACGUCUUGGUUGUCACACGGCUGGACUGAGAACCGGUUAGAAUAACUGCUACAAUCGUAACGUUACAGACUUCUAGAUGCCUUCGUGAGGGAGCCCGGCUUGGUGAGAUGACUUUUUGAUUAUGCCUCGUCGAGACACCGCGAGCUUUGCUGGCU
Mixia osmundae IAM 14324 is the source of this 2715-nucleotide messenger RNA. RefSeq lists its product as uncharacterized. Lineage: Eukaryota; Fungi; Basidiomycota; Mixiomycetes; Mixiales; Mixiaceae. The transcript has 3 exons. The record is from RefSeq and is a predicted model, not a curated record. Gene Ontology annotation, cellular component: nucleus. The coding region runs from base 469 to 2589 and encodes 706 amino acids.